This is a messenger RNA of Torulaspora globosa, 393 nucleotides long. RefSeq names its product DNA-directed RNA polymerase core subunit RPC19 (gene RPC19). NCBI's taxonomy places the organism in Eukaryota, Fungi, Ascomycota, Saccharomycetes, Saccharomycetales, Saccharomycetaceae. Gene Ontology annotation, molecular function: DNA binding; protein dimerization activity; DNA-directed RNA polymerase activity. The record is from RefSeq and is a predicted model, not a curated record. Gene Ontology annotation, cellular component: RNA polymerase III complex; RNA polymerase I complex. The transcript has a single exon. Gene Ontology annotation, biological process: DNA-templated transcription. The coding region runs from base 1 to 393 and encodes 130 amino acids.
AUGGCUGAAGAAGAGACACAACCGCGCAAGAACGACGAGGCAGCCGCGGACGCGGCUGCCGAAGAGGUCGAGGACCAAGAGGACGACCUCGACAGAGAAAAGAUAAAAUUGCUGCCCCAGGCAACGUCGGAAGACGGUACUUGCGCGUCGUUCCAGAUCACAGAAGAGGACCACACGCUUGGCAACGCUCUACGCUACAUGAUUAUGAAGAACCCCGAAGUCGAAUUUUGCGGCUACUCGAUCCCGCAUCCUUCGGAAAACCUGCUGAACCUAAGAAUACAGACCUACGGCGGGUGCACCGCAGUGGAAGCGCUCCAGAAGGGCCUCGCAGACCUGAUGGACCUCUGCGAUGUGGUCGAGGACAAGUUCACGCAGCGGAUUCGAGAAUUGUAG